Mercurialis annua (annual mercury) is the source of this 1185-nucleotide messenger RNA. Its product is annotated as leucoanthocyanidin dioxygenase. The record is from RefSeq and is a predicted model, not a curated record. NCBI's taxonomy places the organism in Eukaryota, Viridiplantae, Streptophyta, Magnoliopsida, Malpighiales, Euphorbiaceae. The transcript has 2 exons. The coding region runs from base 1 to 1062 and encodes 353 amino acids.
AUGGCGACUGCAAGAGUAGAAACCAUAUCAAACAGCAAUAACAAGUCAAUCCCUAAAGAAUAUAUUCGCCCACAUGGAGAAUUAGCAGGCAUCGGAAAUAUAUUCGAAGAAGAGAACAAAAAUGACGGGCCUCGAGUUCCAAUAAUUGAUCUAAAAGAAAUCGAUUCCGAAGAUAUAGAAAUAAAACAGAAAUGCAGGGACAAGCUUGUAGAAGCAGCGAAAGAGUGGGGAGUUAUGCACUUAAUUAACCAUGGAAUUUCUGUUGAACUUAUGGGUCGGGUCAAGAAAGCUGGAGAGGGUUUUUUUAGUCUUCCUGUUGAGGAAAAAGAGAGAUAUAGUAAUGAUCAGAAUUCAGGAAAGAUUCAGGGUUAUGGAAGUAAGCUUGCUAAUAGUGCUAGUGGACAGCUUGAGUGGGAGGAUUAUUUUUUUCAUCUUGUUUAUCCUGAGGACAAACGGGACUUGUCUAUUUGGCCUAACACUCCGACAGAUUACAUAGAGGUGACAAGUGAGUAUGCAAGGAAACUAAGAGCACUAGCAACAAAAAUCAUGUCUAUAUUGUCACUUGGAUUAGGACUCGAAGAACAAAGACUCGAAAAAGAGGUCGACGAGCUACAACUACAAAUGAAAAUCAACUACUACCCAAAAUGCCCUCAGCCAGAACUUGCACUCGGAGUCGAAGCUCAUACUGAUAUAAGUGCACUCACUUUCAUCCUCCAUAACAUGGUUCCUGGUCUGCAACUUUUUUAUCAAAGCAAAUGGGUUACAGCAAAAUGCAUUCAAAACUCCAUCAUCAUGCACAUUGGAGAUACAAUAGAGAUCUUAAGUAAUGGAAAGUAUAAAAGUAUUCUUCAUAGAGGGCUUGUUAAUAAGGAGAAGGUCAGGAUUUCUUGGGCAGUUUUUUGUGAGCCGCCAAAGGAGAAAAUCAUCCUUAAGCCAUUGCUGGAUGUUGUGACUGAGAAAGAACCAGCGAUGUUCCCUCCUCGCACUUUUGCUCAACAUAUUGAGCAUAAACUUUUCAAGACGAUCCAAGAGACCGUCCCUAACACUGAACAUAAGCCUUGACCUUAAACUUGUAUUAUGGCGGGUUAACUGUUUCACUGAACAAUAUACAGUCAUUCUGACUCCUAUGGAUGAGUAUUGGUGGUCAAUUACUAUGUCUGAAUUCAGAAAUUAAUUCAAUGUAUA